UUGAAUUUACCUGACGAGAGAAAGUGAUGAGGUUGUCGUCGUCGUCUUUUGGAAGAUGCAGUUCGAGGCGGUCCAAUUGUAGCCGCGCAUUCGAACAAUUUGAAGACAGUGAAGACGACUCCGGCGAACAUGGAAUCGGCGGGGCAAUGCUGCCGAUAUUUCUCAACGACCUGAGACGGAACGAUGACCAGGACACAGUCGAAGUCACGCUGGAGCUCGAGGAAGACUCCAUUGUCGUCUGCAGCGUCACGCCGACGACGACCGCCGCGACCGGAGAGGUAGAGCCGGAAGGAUUUUUGGCGAGGAGCCUCUCCGUGACGUCGAGAAUCCGGCGGAAAUUCCCGUGGCUGAAAUCGCAGUCGAGCUCGCGGACGUCGGCGUCGGACACGGAGGAGCGCAACACGAUAUCAGCCCGCGACGCUCGCAAAAUCAGAGCGGGACUUCAACGGACGAGAUCGAGCGCACAGCAAGCGCUCAAAGGUCUGAGAUUCAUCAGCAAAAGCACCGCCAAGGGAGCUUCCCACGCCGACGAGUUGUGCAGAAAUGUGGAGGCCAGGUUCGACUCGCUCGCCAAGGAUGGCUUGCUUGCUCGAGAAGACUUCGGUGAAUGCAUAGGGAUGGGGAAGGAGUCGAAGGAGUUUGCGGUGGGGAUAUUCGACGCGUUGGCGCGGAGGAGGAGACAGAAUGUAGGGAGGAUCACAAAAGAAGAGCUUCGUGACUUCUGGCUCCAGAUUUCGGACCAGAGCUUUGACGCUCGCCUUCAGAUCUUCUUCGACAUGGCGGAUAGCAACGAGGAUGGAAGAAUUACGAGGGAGGAAGUGCAAGAGCUUAUAAUGCUCAGCGCAUCUGCAAACAAGCUAUCGAAGCUAAAAGAACAGGCUGAAGAAUAUGCUUCAUUGAUUAUGGAAGAACUAGAUCCAGAAAACCUUGGAUAUAUUGAGUUAUGGCAAUUAGAAACACUUCUUCUACAAAGAGACAAUUACAUGAAUAACAGCAGACCACUGAGCAUAGCAAGUGUAGGGUGGAGUCAGAACCUGAGUUCCUUGACGCCUAAGAAUGUGAUGCGAAGAGUAAGCGGAUCAAUCCGGUGUCUGAUACUAGAGAAUUGGCGGAGGGGUUGGAUUUUAUUGUUGUGGUUGAUUGCCAUGGCAGGCCUUUUCAUCUGGAAAUUCAUCCAAUACAGAAAUAGGGCAGCAUUUCACGUCCUGGGUUAUUGCUUGCCAACGGCCAAAGGGGCUGCAGAGACUCUCAAGCUCAACAUGGCUCUAGUCCUCGUACCCGUUUGUCGAAACACGCUGACAUGGCUUCGGUCCACAAGAGCCAGGGCCUUUGUCCCCUUUGACGACAAUAUUAAUUUCCACAAGGUGAUUGCAUGUGCUAUAGUCAUUGGAGUGUUCGUUCACGCGGGAACCCAUCUGGCAUGCGACUUUCCUCGCCUUAUAAACUCAACUCCAGAAGAAUUUGCCUUGAUAUCUUCCGAUUUCGGAAACAAAAAGCCCACGUACAAAGACCUAUUGAGGGGCGUUGAAGGCGUGACUGGGAUUUCCAUGGUGGUUUUAAUGGCCGUUUCAUUCACUCUAGCAACACCUCAGUUCAGGAAAAAUGUGGUGAGGCUGCCUGCACCGUUCAACAGAUUGACGGGCUUCAAUGCAUUUUGGUACUCCCAUCACCUUCUGGGGCUCGUCUACAUUUUGGUACUUGUUCAUGGAACCUUCUUGUUCUUUAGCCACCGGUGGUAUCAGAAAACGACAUGGAUGUACGUCUCUGUUCCAUUACUGCUCUACAUAGCAGAGCGGAGUGUGCGAACGUGUAGAUCAGAGCAUUAUUCAGUUAAAAUAUUGAAGAUUUCAGUACUACCAGGAAAUGUUUUUUGUUUAAUCAUGUCCAAGCCUCCGGGAUUCAAGUACACAAGCGGGCAGUACAUAUUUCUGCAAUGCCCAAAAAUCUCUCAAUUUGAAUGGCAUCCAUUUUCGAUAACUUCAGCGCCAGGAGAUGAUUACCUAAGUGUUCACAUCCGGACUGUAGGAGACUGGACGCAAGAAUUGAAGCGAAUUUUCACUGAGGUUGAGGGUUUACCAUCUAUCAUUGGUCGAGCCAAAUUUAGUGUAUUCGGGCAAGUGGCUCAGAGAGGCCAACCCAGAUUGUUUGUUGAUGGCCCAUAUGGAGCUCCAGCGCAGGACUAUAAAAAUUAUGAUGUCUUGCUACUAGUUGGACUUGGAAUUGGGGCUACCCCUUUUAUAAGCAUCCUUAGAGAUCUUCUAAACAAUACAAGAACAGAAGAACCACUGGAUUCGAACACAGAUACCACCAUAUCAGUUGACAGCUUCAAUAGUUUUACAUCUUCAAAUUUGACACCGGGUGGAAGGAAGAAGUGCCAGAGAAUUAAAAAUGCUCAUUUCUACUGGGUUACCAGAGAGACCGGGUCCUUUGAAUGGUUUAAAGGAGUAAUGGACGAAGUAGCAGAAAUGGAUCACAAAGGUCAAAUUGAGCUUCACAACUACCUUACAAGUGUAUAUGAAGAGCACGAUGCAAGGUCAACAUUGAUCACAAUGGUUCAAGCUCUCAACCAUGCCAAACAUGGGGUUGACAUCCUAUCAGGAACCCGAGUCAGGACGCACUUUGCUAGGCCUAAUUGGAAAGAGGUGUUUACUAAAAUAGCUUCAAAGUAUCCAUAUGCAACAGUAGGGGUUUUCUACUGUGGGAUGCCAGUUUUGGCAAAGGAGCUGAAGAAGCUAUCUUACGAGCUGACUCGCAAGACCUCCACACGCUUCGAGUUUCACAAGGAGUAUUUUUGAAGUAAAGGGA
This is a messenger RNA of Corylus avellana, 2805 nucleotides long. The record is from RefSeq and is a predicted model, not a curated record. Lineage: Eukaryota; Viridiplantae; Streptophyta; Magnoliopsida; Fagales; Betulaceae.